AAACUCGUUUUCGAGCAUAGCAAUAGAAAUUUUUUGAAGAUUGUUUUGAAGAAGAAAGCUCUCAGCGUCGUCGUCGUCGUCUUCUCUCCUUCUUCGCUAGUAUCAUCCCACCUGCAAUUUCUACUUAGGCUCUUCCUCGUACCCGAAAAGUUCGAGACUUUCGAGCUUUUGUUCGAUUAUCUCUCGUGGGUCUCCUCUGUUCGUCUCUGGCUCUGGAUCUAUGACCGUUAAAAGAUUCACUACCAGAGACGGAGGCAGCAACAAUGGCGGUAACGAACAAGUUGGGUCAAUCGAGCAGGAAUCUUUCAUCAAAGGUUCCUCGGAGCUUCGGAACGAGUUGGUUGGGAUUGAAGCCAUUGUUAAUCGUCUGAGCAAAUGGGUUGUGUCUGCACUAUUUGGUUCGAUCAUUCUUCUACGACAUGAUGGUGCAGCCUUGUGGGCUGUCAUUGGAUCCAUUUUGAAUUCCGCUCUCUCUGUAGUUCUGAAACGUAUACUUAACCAAGAGAGGCCUGAAACAACAUUGCGAUCUGAUCCCGGGAUGCCAUCUUCUCACGCUCAAUCCAUUUCUUUCAUAUCUGUCUUUGCUGUUUUAACCGUUAUAGAAUGGCUUGAAACCAAUGGAGUCUCUUUGUUUCUUAGCAGCUUCAUCCUCGCAUUGGGUUCAUACUUUAUACGGUUAAGGGUUUCACAGAAGCUGCACACAAGCAGUCAAGUGGUGGUGGGUGCCAUUGUGGGAUCUAUUUUCUGCAUCUUAUGGUAUACAACGUGGAACUCGCUUCUACGUGAAGCCUUUGAGUCAUCUCUAUUAGUUCAAAUAUCUGUUUUUCUGGUGGCAGCUACAUUUGCGCUAGCAUUCGCAGUGUACGUUGUAUUUAACUGGUUCAAAGACGACAGAUAAUCAAAACAAAGCUUUUUACCAAAUGCUUGAAAAGUUAAAAUUGUAUCACUCGAUUUAUUUUCAAAUUAUUGAACGUCGGGUUCUGAGCCA
Messenger RNA from Capsella rubella, 988 nucleotides. RefSeq names its product lipid phosphate phosphatase epsilon 1, chloroplastic. Bases 221 to 898 code for a protein of 225 amino acids. Gene Ontology annotation, cellular component: endoplasmic reticulum membrane; intracellular membrane-bounded organelle. The record is from RefSeq and is a predicted model, not a curated record. Gene Ontology annotation, molecular function: dolichyldiphosphatase activity. NCBI's taxonomy places the organism in Eukaryota, Viridiplantae, Streptophyta, Magnoliopsida, Brassicales, Brassicaceae. The transcript has 5 exons. Gene Ontology annotation, biological process: lipid biosynthetic process; protein N-linked glycosylation.